Physella acuta is the source of this 1451-nucleotide messenger RNA. Its product is annotated as phospholipase A and acyltransferase 3-like. Gene Ontology annotation, molecular function: glycerophospholipid phospholipase A1 activity; A2-type glycerophospholipase activity. Gene Ontology annotation, biological process: N-acylphosphatidylethanolamine metabolic process. Lineage: Eukaryota; Metazoa; Mollusca; Gastropoda; Physidae. The record is from RefSeq and is a predicted model, not a curated record. Gene Ontology annotation, cellular component: cytoplasm.
AACAAAGGAAACCAAAACAGUUAAAUAGGAGGCAUGGCUGUUUUGUGGAUAUUUUUAUGCAGCCUACGGCCUUCUGAUUCGUACAGAAAACUGAAGCGUGACCACAGACAUGCCGACCGUUGAGGAAAGGAACAAGAAAGUUCUGGCACUUCUCAAGCCUGGGGACUUGGUCAAGUUUUACAGGACGUUGUACACACACUGGGGGGUCUAUGAAGGUAACGGUAAGGUGAUCAACGUGUCGGGGACGUUUCUGGAUAAACUUGAGGAUCGCGUGGAGAUCAAACGUGAAGAUUUCCUCAAGAUUGCAGACGGCGAUGAGACCAGUGUAGGCAAUGAGAUGGACGCCUAUUGGAAACCCCUGGAUGUUAACGUGAUACUGGCGAGGGCAGUCAAACAAAUCGGGCAGGUGUUCUACAAUGUGUUCUGUCACAACUGCGAACAUUUCGCCAAGUGGUGCCGGUACGACCGGAACCAGAGCAGCCAGGCUGAAAUGUUCGUACCUCAUGAAGUCUGUGAGCUGAUGGUUGACAGCAUUGAACAUCAACAAAUGAAGAAAUACAGCAUCAGUCCUGGUUCAAGCUAUGAGCUCACAGAGGAAGCGAUGAGGAAAUCACGCUGUUGUACCUGCUUAUAACAUUUACAUUUGGUUACUGAAGACUUGACUUCACACGCGAUCUGUACUAAAGCUGGUACACAUUUUUAGUUUUGCGAGAAACACGGGGAAACACGGAGACACACGGAGAAACACGAAUUCUGAUGUAUAAGAUAUCGUGUUGUAAUACGAACACUUGACAGAUGUUUUUCUCAAAUUAUACAAGUACUCGGAAAUUUAAAAAAAAAAUCUAAAUACAAGGGUGUAACUGUGAUUUUAGGUUUAACAUUUUUAUUUAAUUUACCAAAGUUGUAAAACAGUUUUAAAUUUUUAUUAAUAUCCUUUAAAAGUUAGAAGUAACUAUUUUAAAUUGAUUAAACGCUACUGAAGACAAUAGAUCCUACACCAAAGCUAAGCGUCAGUUCUAAAUUUAGAGCGACCAUAGUGUUGCGAUUUAUUUUUUGUCGACAAAUGCUAUCGACACCGUGUACAUAACUCGUGUUAAAGUGCUAGCUAGCACUCUAAACACUUUUACAGUAUGUUAUAUGGAAAUAACUUGUUUACUUGUUCAUGUAUCUAUUCACACUAUGUAUAUAAAUAGACUAUAUCCUUAUUUGAAGUGUUGUGAACUUUAUGAAAAAUUUAAAGUUUUAAAUAUUCUAUUGUGGUUCUAAGGGCCACAGCUGAAAAGGUUCUGCCAAAACAAUUUUUUUAUGGGGCAUAUUUAAGAUGUUGCCAAAUAUUUAACUGAAUGCCUUUUUUAUUUGAUUUUAUUUGAUUUUCCCAUGGUAUUUGUAAAUCUUAUGUUCUCAGAUAUUUUAAAAAUGUUUUGGGUCUCAAAUAAAGAAUCAAUGUUGUA